Molecule: messenger RNA, 1056 nt
Organism: Alternaria ventricosa
Lineage: Eukaryota; Fungi; Ascomycota; Dothideomycetes; Pleosporales; Pleosporaceae
Exons: 3
Coding region: 1-1056 (351 amino acids)
Cellular component (GO): membrane
Source: RefSeq, a predicted model, not a curated record
AUGUCCGACACCGAACCAUACCGCCCAGCGCUUGACGACCCAACCGCCUACGUUCUAUACCGAUACAUCCCAAACCGGAUAGCGGCAAUCAUCUUCGUCGUCGCAUUCGGUCUUACCACCUUUUUGCACAUCUUCCAAUUCAUCAGGAGAAAGACGUGGUACUUCGCACCACUAGUGAUUGGAGUCGAAGUUAUAGGUUACAUCGGACGCUACCUCUCACACGACGAUGUUUGGGCACUCGGUCCCUUCAUUAUGCAGUCGCUGCUCAUCUUACUUGCCCCGGCACUAUUCGCAGCCUCCAUCUAUAUCAUACUGGGUCGGAUAAUCCUCUUAGUCGACGGAGAGCGCUACUCGUUAAUUAGCCACAAGUGGCUUACGAAGACGUUCGUAGCAGGAGAUGUGUUCAGCUUUAUGUUGCAAGCCGCAGGUGGUGGCAUCCAAGCAAUGGGCACGCUAGACGCGCUGCAUACCGGUGAAAAGAUCAUCAUCGGUGGUCUGUUCGUCCAACUACUCUUUUUCGGCUUUUUCAUCGUCGUCUCCGCGGUUUUCCACUACCGUGUCUCCCGAGACCUUCCCCUCAAGAGGCGCUACAGCCCCUUCUCGUGCUUCAAGUCUCGGCAAUCUCAUGAGAUCGUACAAACCUGGACCACCGUAUCCCGAGCGAGUCUCGACGAACUACCCUGGAAGCGCCACCUCUUCAACUUAUACUUCGCAAGCGCGCUCAUCAUGGUUCGAAGCAUCUUCCGUGUCGUGGAAUACCUCGGAGGAAAUGCGGGAUAUCUCCUCAGUCACGAAGUGUACCUGUACAUCUUCGAUGCUCUGCUGAUGUUCUUUGUCAUGGUUUCUUUCAACUGGACUCAUCCAAGUCAGGUCACGGACGCACACCAGAAGAGACUGCGAAGCGGUUCGCCUAUGGAGCUUCAACAUUCUCGCGAUAUGUCAACGGGCGCGGACGAAGAGCACAUGAUGGGACAUCGAGAGGCUAAGAACGGUGUAAGAACUGGUGGCAGGAGUGGGUCCCAACAUUCAAGUAGCAGGCAUAAUUCUCGGCGUUGA